Messenger RNA from Colletotrichum lupini, 1620 nucleotides. RefSeq lists its product as uncharacterized. The coding region runs from base 1 to 1620 and encodes 539 amino acids. The transcript has 4 exons. Lineage: Eukaryota; Fungi; Ascomycota; Sordariomycetes; Glomerellales; Glomerellaceae. The record is from RefSeq and is a predicted model, not a curated record.
AUGGCUUCUGCUGACGAAUACAGUUUGACGGAUGAACCCGACUACGAUGGCGACUACUCCCCUCAAGGUCUCGAAGAGGCUGGCGCCAUGCACUUCGAUGGCGAUGAGGAGGACGACGUUGACAUCGACGGCAUCGUGCAAGGCACAAGAAGACGACGAGGUGCACGCUCCCAGGCACCGACUGAGCCCGAAGAGCCCCGACCGACGAGACCGGCAAGACGCAAAGCACCCAAGCGAGGAAGGAGUCCGUCGGUAGAAGUCGUCUUGCCAGACAGAACCAAGAGGAAGAAGACGAGCCAUCCGACGCCAAAGAGUGGCGGAGUCGCGGAGCGGUCUCGAGAAGAGGACAGUUCCCAUUCAUCUUCGCACGAGCCUACCGAGGGUCACGUUCUAUGGGGCCUUGUGCGAGAGAAUUUGUCAAAGAAGAUGUCUACGGCCCGAGUUCGAGAGUAUAUGGAUGAGACGCUUCCUAUCCUGACGAAACGUCAGCUCGAUCGCUUGUUCCCAAAGAAGUUGCCCAAGUCGAAAUACGACGAAGACUGGACCAGGAAAGAUGAGAAGAAGCUGCAAAGGGAGUGGAAGAAGAACGCUGAGCGGGAAUUGCUCGUGACCUUCAAGUAUACCACAGCUGAGCUCAUUGGGCUUUGGAAGGUCUGGCUGCGCGUCUGGCGCUGCUCGCCACAGCUGUUCAUCUCCAAGUACAACAACAUGGAGUUCGACACCAGCGUUGUCGAUGAGGUCGAAAUCGAAAAGAAUGGUCAAGUCUACAAGAGACGACCCGCCAUAUGGUCGGUAGCAUUCUGUCGGAACCUUCACCACCUGUCUCUCCAUCCCGUCUGGAUGGGGCGCCUCGACUUGCUUGCAAUCGCUCUGCAGUACGCCUCCAUCUUACGCACGAGGAACUACCAGGACUGGCCGCUGGAUAAUCCGACGGACGACAACUUCCUCGCCAGCUUUAUCAAUGUGAUUGAGAAGUACAAGGGCAAGGCAACCCUGAAUGCAUCGCCUCUGUCAACCUUGAUGCUGGAUCUUGAGGGGAGCAUUGUCACCGACGCCGAGCCUCGCACGAAUGGCAGGAAGCUCCGAACAUACAAGAUUAGCAUUCACGAGAUCAACAACAUCAUCAGGGCCUUGGCCAACUCUACAUACAUGGGCAUGCCACAAUGGGGAGGCUUCACGCCCAAGGAAUAUGCCAAGCUCGCCGUCUACGGCCGAAGGCCAUCGACAAAGAACACGAAACGCCGAGCCCGACUCAACGUGCCAAAGACUGAGCCUUUUAGAGUCCCAAGUCGCCACAGGGCAGCACGUGAAGAUGAAACGACGGGGGACGCUCAACUGAGAGCGGAUCUUGACGACGCAAUACGCCAGAAAGAAGCCUUAGAGGCUGAAUUACGAGCACGACCACAAAUCGAGAAGUGUAGGAGACGUACCGCUGACGAGAACGCGCACCUGGAGGAACUCCAGGCCGAAAACAAAGAGCGUAACGCUGAGGAGGAUACGCACCUGGAGGAACUUCAGGUUGAAAAAGGACUGAGAGACAAAGUACAAGCCCACGCAGCCGCGCGCACAGUUGGAGACUGGCACCUCAGCGAUUAUGAGACGUGGCCAAAGGCUGCAUAG